GCUUCAAUAACCUGACUAUUAUUCUCAGUACUAUGGCUGGUGCUGCCUUCCCACGGAGGAAAAACACGAACAUUGAUGAGACUGAUCUAAACCGUCGUGCUAAUCCACCAUAAUCCCAUUGCAAAUUCCAACGACGAACAUUGCCGCUUGGACCCGCGGUUGUUUCCGAAAAAACAAUACACUAGUAAGGUAAACCUAAGGCUAGUGAUAUAUCUGUGCCACGAAAAGACUGGGUUUCGCGCCUGAUUCCGAACGCAUCGGCCAAUGGGUACGUUCUCACUGCGAAUCCGCAAGAACAAAUCAUCGUUGACUCUGUGGCGUUACCUCUUGUGGCGUUCAAUAGCAAUUCUCGAGUUGCUGUUUACAAUACUAUCCAUCUCUCAUCGAGAUCUAGUCAUCAGGAGGCUGAUAGCGGGAUGCUUCAAGGACUCCUCGUGCCCAGUCAACCGUUCAUGGUCUUCUUCGGAUGCAACAGUGCAACGAUUCCUUAUGUUUCGUUCGUUUAUCGCGCUCUGUCUAUAUAGACAGUGGGGUGAAAUGCAUCCCCAACCUUGUGUUGGAGAGAACCGGAAAUGGCGUUAUACCGUCUCUUAAGGCGAUUGACGACAGAGGACCUUGUGUUAUAUUCUCGAGUGAGAGAAUCCGCUUGAUUCAGUACAUGUCUUGAGCUGGUCGAAAUCAACGCAGAACGCUGAUACGGCAUUUUAUUUGAGGGAGAACAUUGCACACCGUGCGACGUUAGCAACCAGGAAAGCUUUGCUGUGUCACCACUUGUGUCC
Molecule: messenger RNA, 779 nt
Organism: Talaromyces proteolyticus
Lineage: Eukaryota; Fungi; Ascomycota; Eurotiomycetes; Eurotiales; Trichocomaceae
Exons: 1
Coding region: 265-594 (109 amino acids)
Source: RefSeq, a predicted model, not a curated record